AUGAACUCUGAGAAACUUCUUAGCGCUGAGGAGCCCAGGGACGAGGAGCUGAGGAUUGUGUCUGGGCGGCUCCUCUGCCUGCUCCAGGGGGCGGCUGCUACUGCCCUGGGUCACCCCGGCCCAUACACCAGCCUGAGCCUCAAAAGUGUCCGGUGGAAAAGUGGCAGCACCAGAGACAAGCUGGGCGCGUCCUCUCCCAGGCAGAAACCACCCAUGAGUGAGGCCCGUAGGACCCUGGGAUUAGAGCUGCCGUGGCAGGAACCCUCCUCUCUCAGGGCCUCCGCCUGCACUGGCCAGCCGGGCCUCUGGCUGCUCAGCUCCUGGACCUUCCACGAGCCCUGCGGGCUCUUGAGUGGGCUGGGGUGGGGGGCAGGAGCAGCUCUCCUCUCAGGGUCCCUUGCUCUGCCCCCUCCCCUUUCCUCCCUUCUCGCCCUGCCCCACAGAGAGCAAGCCCCUGUGGCUGCCCAGGGGCCCUGUCCAAGGUACCCGCCGACGGCCGGGAGCAAGAGGGAGGCCGGAGGCUGGCGAGACUGGCGCUGUCGGCAGGGAGAGAUCCGCUUCGUGGGCGCGGGAAAGAGCCACGCCAAGUUCCUGAGGGUGCCCAGCGCCCUGCCCCCCGGCGUCCUCUUCGAGUUCAUGGUCAGCGAGUGGCACCUGCCCACCCCCAACCUGGUGGUCUCCCUGGUGGGCGAGGAGCGCAGCUUCCCCAUGAAGCCUUGGCUGCGCGACGUCCUGCGGAAGGGGCUGGUGAAGGCCAUGCAGAGCACAGGGGCCUGGAUAUUCACCAGUGCCCUGCGGGUGGGGCUGGCCAGGCACGUGGGGCAGGCCGUCCAGGACCACUCCCUGGCCAGCACGUCGAGCAGAGCGAGGGUGGUCACCAUCGGGAUCGUGUCCCUGCCCCGGGUCCUGCACGCAGAGCUUCUGGACAGCUCUCAGGAGGAGAACCCCAUCCUCUACAAGGCGGACGACGGCGGCCAGGACAGUCUCUACUCCCUGGACAGCAACCACUCCCACCUCAUCCUGGUGGACCCCAGGCUGGACAGAGCCCCCCCUGCGGCCGGCACCCCCGGCCUUAGGGACCCCACCAUCAGCUUCAGGCUCGUGCUGGAAAAGUACAUCUCUGAGCAGCGGACGGGUUACGGAGGCAAAGGCAGCAUCGAGAUCCCCGUACUUUGCUUACUGGUCAAUGGGGGCCCAUGCACCCUUGAGCGAAUUUCCCAGGCGGUGGAGAACUCGGCCCCCUGGCUGAUCCUGGCGGGCUCCGGCGGCGUGGCCGACGUCAUGGCGGCCCUGGUGAGCCGACCCCAGCUCAUCGUGCCCCCAGUCAUGGAGAAGCAGCUCAGGGAGAAGUUCCCCGCCGAGAGCUUCUCCCGGGAGGACGUGCUGCACUGGACCGAGCUGCUCCAGGCCAUCGCCGCCCAGCAGCACCUGCUCACUGUCCACGACUUUGAGCGAGAUGGCUCCGAGGAGCUGGACACGGUCAUCCUGAAGGCGCUGGUUAAAGCCUGUAAGAGCCACAGUCAGGAGGCCCAGGAAUACCUGGACGAGCUCAAGCUGGCCGUGGCCUGGAACCGCAUCGACAUCGCCAAGAGCGAAAUAUUCAGCGGGGAUGUGGAGUGGAAGUCCGGGGACCUGGAGGAGGUGAUGAUGGACGCCCUGGUGAACGACAAGCCGGAGUUUGUGCGGCUCUUCGUGGACAAUGGCGCCAGCGUGCCUGACUUUCUGACCUAUGGGCGGCUGCAGGAGCUGUACCGGGCCGUGCCCCAGAAGAGCCUGCUCUGCCACCUGCUCCUCAGGAAGCACGAGGAGGGCAGACUGACACUGGCGGGACUGGGGAGCGGGCCGCCGGGGAGUCCCCCCUCCUUCUCCCUGCAUGACGUGGCCCGGGUGCUCAAGGACUUCCUCCACGAUGCCUGCCGGGGCUUCUACCAGGACGGCGGGACGGUGGGCCGGAGGAAGUCCGACAAAGUGGCCGCCAAGCGCCUGGCGGGGCCAAAGUGGGCCCUGGACCUGAGCCAGAGGAGCUCAGCCCCCUGGAGGGACCUGUUCUUGUGGGCAGUGCUCCAGAAUCGGCACGAGAUGGCCAACUACUUCUGGGCCAUGGGGCAGGAGGGCGUGGCUGCUGCCCUGGCCGCUUGCAAGAUCCUCAAAGAAAUGUCCCGCCUGGAGACGGAGGCCGAGGCCGCGCGCAGCCUGAGGGAAGCCAACUACGAGCAGCUGGCGCUGGGUGAGGCCCCAGUUCUGGGGGGGGGGAAUGAAAGGGGAGGGAGAGGGGGAGGGCCCCCGUGGGCAAGCGAGGAGCCUGAGACCCCUGUGGGGAAGCUGCGGGAAGGAGAGGAGCAAUUUGAACUCAGAUCCUGGGGAGCCAAGCUGCCCGUUCCUGCUGGGGGAGGGGUGUCCGUGGGACGUCCUGUAAAGGCCAUGCGCUCAAAUCCUCCGCCGCCGCUAGGCGGCCGGGGAGGGGGCCAGGCACAGGCCCCGAGCCCCGCCCCCUCCCCCCCAGAGCUCUUCAGCGAGUGCUACAACAACAGCGAGGACCGAGCCUUCGCCCUCCUGGUGAGGAGGAACCGGGACUGGAGCAGGACCACGUGCCUACACCUGGCGGCCGAGGCCGACACCAAGGCCUUCUUUGCGCACGACGGCGUCCAGGCCUUUUUGACCAAGAUCUGGUGGGGAGACAUGGCCACGGGCACCCCGAUCCUGCGGCUGCUCUGCGCCUUCUGCUGCCCCAUCCUCAUCUACACCAACCUCAUCACUUUCAGUGAGGAGCCCCCUCUGGAGAGUGGGCUGGAGCCCUUCAGAGAGCUUGACAGCCUGGACAUGGAGAGGACGCUGCUUUUCCCCUCCCCCAGCAUCAGGAGGGCCGAGGCGGCCGAGGGCCGGAGGGCCGUGUCCAGCCGCUUCCUGCUGUCCCGGUGGAAGAAGUUCUGGGGGGCGCCGGUGACCGUGUUUCUGGGGAACAUGAUCAUGUACUUCGCCUUCCUCUUCCUCUUCGCCUAUGUGCUCCUGGUGGAUUUCCGGCCCCCCCCGGAUGGCCCCACAGGGCCCGAGCUCGCCCUCUACUUCUGGGUGUUCACGCUGGUGCUGGAGGAAGUUCGACAGGGGUUCUUCACUGACGAGGACACCAACCUCCUGAAGAAGUUCAAGGUGUAUGUGGAGGACAACUGGAACAAGUGCGACAUGGUGGCCAUCUUCCUGUUCACCGUGGGCGUCAGCUGCAGGACGCUGAGCUCCGCCUUCGAGGCCGGCCGGACCGUGCUGGCCAUGGACUUCAUGGUCUUCACCCUGAGACUCAUCCACAUCUUUGCCAUUCACAAGCAGCUGGGGCCCAAGAUCAUCGUGGUGGAGAGGAUGAUGAAGGACGUCUUCUUCUUUCUCUUUUUCCUGACCGUGUGGCUCAUUGCCUAUGGGGUCACCACGCAAGCUCUGCUGCACCCCAGGGACAGCCGCGUGGAGUGGAUCUUCCGGAGGGUCCUCUACAGGCCCUACCUGCAAAUCUUCGGGCAGAUCCCCCUGGACGAAAUUGAUGGGGCUCGGGUGAACUGCUCCGCUCACCCCCUUCUGCUGGAGAACUCGCCCUCGUGCCCCAACCUCUACGCCAACUGGCUGGUCAUCCUGCUUCUGGUCACCUUCCUGCUGGUCACCAACGUGCUCCUCAUGAACCUGCUGAUAGCCAUGUUCAGCUACACCUUCCAGGUGGUCCAGGGCAACGCGGACAUCUUCUGGAAGUCCCAGCGUUACAACCUGAUCGUGGAGUACCACGAGCGCCCGGCCCUGGCCCCCCCUUUCAUCCUGCUCAGCCAUCUCAGCCUUGUCCUCAAAAAGGCCUUUAAGCAGGAGGAGCACAAGAGGGAGCACCUGGAGAGAGACUUGCCUGAUAACCUGGACCAGAAAAUCGUUACCUGGGAAACCGUUCAGAAGGAAAACUUUUUGGCCAAUCUGGAGAAAAGGAGGAAAGAAAGUACCAUGGAGACCCUAAAAAAGACGUCCCACAGAGUGGAUUUCAUCAGCCAACACGUGGCAGGCCUGAGAGAGCAAGAAAAGCGCAUUCGAGCCCUCGAGUCACAAGUCAAUUACUGUACAGUCAUCCUGUCCACCAUGGCGGACACACUGACCCGGGCCAGCCUCGCAGGGCACCAGCCGCCUCCCAAACACCCAAGUAAUGGCGGCAAAGGAGGAGGGGGCCAAAUCCCUCUCCAGGAGGAGGCCCCCAGCCCGUGA
Sarcophilus harrisii (Tasmanian devil) is the source of this 4221-nucleotide messenger RNA. RefSeq names its product transient receptor potential cation channel subfamily M member 5 (gene TRPM5). Gene Ontology annotation, cellular component: membrane. The transcript is spliced from 26 exons. Gene Ontology annotation, biological process: calcium ion transmembrane transport. The record is from RefSeq and is a predicted model, not a curated record. The coding region runs from base 1 to 4221 and encodes 1406 amino acids. Gene Ontology annotation, molecular function: calcium-activated cation channel activity; ligand-gated calcium channel activity. NCBI's taxonomy places the organism in Eukaryota, Metazoa, Chordata, Mammalia, Dasyuromorphia, Dasyuridae.